Mesocricetus auratus (golden hamster) is the source of this 6088-nucleotide messenger RNA. It is a transcript of the gene Rab11fip5, whose product is annotated as RAB11 family interacting protein 5. Lineage: Eukaryota; Metazoa; Chordata; Mammalia; Rodentia; Cricetidae. The transcript has 6 exons. Gene Ontology annotation, biological process: regulated exocytosis. Gene Ontology annotation, cellular component: early endosome; mitochondrion; recycling endosome. The record is from RefSeq and is a predicted model, not a curated record. Gene Ontology annotation, molecular function: small GTPase binding. Bases 134 to 4087 code for a protein of 1317 amino acids.
GGGGAGGCGGCGGCCCUCUCGGCCCAGGCCAUCCCGCAGCUGCGGCGGUCGGUGCGCUGCAGGCAGCGCCGGGAGCCGGCUCCUAACAGCUUCCCGCGGCUGCCACCUCUGUCAGUCGGUCCCGGGGUCAGAAAUGGCCCUGGUGCGAGACACAGAACCGGCGGCCGGGUCCUCCCGCUGGCUGCCCACGCACGUCCAGGUGACGGUGCUACGGGCCAGCGGAUUGAGGGGCAAGAGCUCAGGGGCCGGCAGCACCAGUGACGCGUACACGGUGAUCCAGGUGGGCCGCGAGAAGUACAGCACCUCGGUGGUGGAGAAGACGCAAGGCUGCCCGGAAUGGUGCGAGGAGUGCUCUUUCGAGCUGCCACCUGGAGCCCUGGAUGGCCUGCUGCGGGCACAGGAGGCAGAUGGGGCUCCUGCGCCCUGGGCCUCGGGCCCCAAUGCCGCCUGCGAGCUGGUGCUCACCACCAUGCAUCGCUCGCUUAUCGGUGUGGACAAGUUUCUGGGCCGGGCCACCGUGGCUCUGGACGAGGUCUUCCGCGCAGGCCGCGCCCAGCACACGCAGUGGUACAAGCUGCACUCCAAGCCUGGCAAGAAGGAGAAGGAGCGUGGUGAGAUCCAGGUGACCAUCCAGUUCACACGAAACAACCUGAGUGCCAGCAUGUUUGACCUGUCCAUGAAGGACAAGCCCCGGUCUCCAUUCAGCAAGCUCAAGGACAAGGUGAAGGGCAAGAAGAAGUAUGAGCUAGAAUCUGCCUCAGCUAUUCUCCCAAGCAGCGCCCUGGAGGACCCUGAGCUGGGCAACCUGGGCAAGAUGGGCAAAGCCAAAGGUUUCUUCCUCCGCAACAAGCUACGCAAGUCCUCGCUCACGCAGUCCAAUACCUCACUGGGCUCCGACAGCACCCUGUCCUCUACUAGCGGCAGCCUGGUCUACCAAGGCCCUGGAGCCGAGCUCCUCACCCGCUCACCAAGCCACAGCAGCUGGCUGUCCACUGAAGGGGGUCGGGACUCUACACAGUCCCCCAAGCUGCUCACGCACAAGAGGACAUACAGUGAUGAGGCCAGCCAGCUGCGCGCAGCUCCUCCCUGGGCUCUUCUUGAGCUCCAAGGCCACCUUGAUGGUGCCUCCCGCUCUUCGCUCUGUGUCAACGGGAGCCAUGUGUACAAUGAGGAGCCUCAGCCCCCCAUACGACACCGCAGCUCCAUCUCAGGCCCCUUUCCACCUUCAAGCACCUUACACAGUGUCCCGCCUCGGCCUUCUGAGGAGGGGCCUCGGCCAUCAGAUGACUCUUGGGGAAGAGGCAGCCGUGGCACCAGCAGCUCAGAGGCAGUACCUGGACAGGAGGAACUGAGCACUCAGGCCAAAGUGCUGGCCCUGGGGACCAGUUGCUCUGGAGAGGAAGAGGGUGCCCUGCCUCCAGAGGGAAAGCCGGUCCAGGUUGCCACACCCAUGGUGGCAUCCUCUGAGGCUGUGGCAGAGAAGGAGCGGAAGCCCAGGAUGGGGCUUUUCCAUCAUCACCACCACCACCAUCACCAGGGGCUGAGCAGAAAUGAGCUGGGGCGCCGUGGCUCAGUUGGAGAGAAAGGGAGUCCUUCUCUGGGAGCCUCCCCCCACCACUCAUCCACCGGGGAGGAAAAGGCCAAGAGUAGCUGGUUUGGCCUGAGAGAAUCCAAGGAACCAACUCAGAAGCCCAGCCUGGACGUGUCUCCUCAGGUAGAAUCUGACCCAGCCGCUCCUCCUCACCCCUGCUCCCCCCAGGCUCUGGCCCCCCCUACUCCUGCUCCCACCGCUGCUCCCAUGCUAAGCACUAACCUUUUUGCAGCCACCUCCCCUGCUGCUGCCACUGCCGCUGCUGCCACCAUUGUCCCUGAAGCCACCCCAUCUGGAUUCUUGGGGGUCACCAACCCAUUCCUCACCUCCUUGCAGAGCAACCCCUUCUUCGAGGAGCUCAAAGCCGACAUAGCACUAAAUUCUCCUUCACCUGCUCCCUCUCUCCCCAGUGCCUCGAGGGCCAGGCUGGCCCCCCUGGCCUCCCCUGGGAAAGCCCUGCCUGAGUGGGACGACACCUUCAACAUCUUUGCUGCUGGCAGGCUGCAGCCAGAGGCCAGGAGUGAUAUUCUGGCCCCUGCAGAAAUGGGGCCAGAGGAGGAUGGGCUGCAAGACCCAGGCCCUGGGACCAUGGCAGUGAAAGCAACAGAGACCCAGAGAGAAUCUGGGGGAGGAGGUGGAAACAGCAUAUGGCUGGAGCCGAGGGUACCUGUGGCCUCAGGACUGGACCAGCCAAGCACAAGUGUGUCUGACCCAGGACCCCUUGGGUCUUCAGGGACUGGCCCAUCCUCCAGAGCAGCCCAUUUGCACCUGCGAGCCUCAGCCUCAGCACCAGACCCGGAGCUUCCUGCCUCAGAAGUGGGAAUGGGGCAGAGUCCAGCAGACAGCGGGGCAUCUCUGUUCAGCUCCCCAGAAGUGCUCAGUGUGUGGGAGAGACUUCCUGGUUCAGAUGACAUUCCUGGGGGCCAGGAUGAGGAGAUUCCCCAAGAUGGAAGCCAGCUUUUCGAGGAGCUGAACACAGUGGAGGAUUCCUGGCCUUGGGAUGUGAUCACCAUUUCUCCUACAGCAGAGGUUGCUUCAUCUACUACCAUGCAGGGAGAAUCCGAUGAGGUGCCUCCUCCCCAGGUGCAGCCCGCAUCACCAGCUGCUGUGUACCCCAUGGAGAGCGAGGGGCACCCUGCGUUGCAGCUGGAGCCAGAGCCUGAGCAGGGAUUGGAUGAGGGGCCAUGGCCUGGCACACCACCUCCCAAGCCACCACGCCUCUUCACACCCACAAAUUCCCAAGUGGAGGAGGAGGAAGAGGAGGACCAAGAGGAGGAAGAGAAUGCUCCAGGGGGUCUGAAUAGUGGGGGGCCAGGGAUAGAAGAAGACACCACCCUAAGUGAAUUGGUUGUUGGUCCCCAAGAGUCUAAGGAGGAGGGGGUAAACCCAGAGUUGGAGGAAUUGCACAGCUUAUCCUCUGGGACCAUGAUGGGUGAGCUAGAACUUGAAGAGCUGGUAGGAGAUACUGGUGCUCCUGGGUCUGGGGCCUGUCCACCAAGUCCCACCAGCUGCCUUGAGGGACCCAUCCCCAGAUCCCAUAGCUCAACCAGCUCAACUCUGCUGAGUCAGAAGGUCUGGGGGACUUCAGAUACAGGUGAGAGCCUUGAAACCCAGAGCCAGGAGCUAGCCAAAGAGGGGUUUGAACCUCUCUCGGCCACCCCUCAGCAGGCUGAUCUGUGGGUCUCAGAGGAGGAGGAGGAGGAGGAUGCCUUGAAUCCCUUCUUAUGUCAGGAGAGCCAAGAUCCCCCCAGCCUCCCAUCCAUAUCACCACCAGGGUCAAGGGAAUCCUCUGUCCACUCUGGUCCAGAAGAGUUGCCCACACCCCCAGAACCUGCCUUCCCACCUCCCCCUCUCCCACCGUGGGCCAGCCACCGCCAUGGGGUGCCAGGCCCUCCAUGCCCUCCUCUGCCUGUAGCCUGGCCCUUGACCUCUUCCUCACCUCCCGAGGAGCCAGCUUCACCCCUUGGUCCCCUUGAGCUGUCCCCCACUGGGGGCUCCCCUACACCAUAUGGGGAAGACCGCGCUGCAGCCACCCCAGCCUCCCCGCUUGUGCUUCUGCCCUUGGAGACACGACCAGCUGAGGAGCCCCAGCUCAGUGGCAGUCCCCAUCCGGUGAAGCCCCUCAGCGCUGCCCCUGUGGAGGCUAGCCCCGACAGGAAACAACCCCGCACCAGCCUGAGCACAGCCCUUAGCAGCGGACUGGAGAAGCUCAAAACCGUCACAUCCAGCAGCAUCCAGUCUGUGGUUCCAGCAUCUCAGCUUGGCCCAACUGUGGACACUAAGAGGCUGAAGGACUCUGCUAUGCCGGACCAGUCGGCCAAGUACUAUCACCUGACUCAUGAUGAGCUCAUUGGCCUGCUCCUGCAGCGUGAGCGUGAGCUGAGCCAGAGAGACGAGCAUGUGCAGGAGCUGGAGAGCUACAUUGACCGGCUGCUGGUGAGGAUCAUGGAGACGUCGCCCACGCUGCUGCAGAUUUCCCCUGCUCCCCCCAAGUAACCCCUCACUCCAUCCCUGGAGGGCUGGUGAGGACCUGUGUCACACCCUCCACUGACUACUCUCACCUCAGUUGGGCACAGGCUGCUCUCAUGGUCACUGUCUGCUCCCCUCCCCAUCCUGCCUCUGCUACGGUGGCUGGAAGGGGCCCCUUUGAGCUCCCACUAGAGCCUGGGCCUUUCCUAUCUGCCCAUUUCACACUUGUAGCUUUGGGGCCCCCUAGAGAAUUGGAACAAGGAUAUUAGCUGUCAACAUGAAACAGGAGUGAGCUGUGGUAUCUAGGGCAAUACUGUUGCCCGUACAGAUUUAAUCACCCCAUAAGGUUGGUCAGUUGUUUCUUCUUGGCUGACCCUUAAUGUCUAUGUCCCUCCAGCACCUGGAGGUCCUCCUGGAAUUGACUAGGACUGGGAUGGGGACCAAGCUGCUUGCUUGUCUGUGCACUAUAGACAACCAGGACACCUACACCUCAAUCUUGUGCCUGUGCCCUAAGAGUAGGGAGCCUGUAUGUUUUAGUCUUGUCUCUCUUUCUGUCUGGGACAGUGUGUGGAGCAGGUAUACAGUGCGGUGGUGAUAUGUGUGUGUGUCUUCAACUGCUCCCACCCCUCUUCAGACCCCCCACUCCAUGUCCCAGUGGUGAAGGGUGGUGGGGCUGGGGGCAGGGAGAAUGACUCUUUGCUCCCGAGCCUCUCCUUACCUCCCAAACAUGAGACCCUCCAGGUUAGGGCUUUGGGCUUCUCAUGUUUUGGGGAUCAGGCCUCCAUGUCUGUUGUUACCACUUGUCCAGAUGCCAAAACUGUGCUACUGUGGGGUCAGAAAUUUUGGAAACCAAUUAAAAUGUGCCUUUUGUGGGUGAGGACAAGAGCCUCUGGAUGUAGACCUCUCUCUGGCCGUGGUGCCCCCUCCCUCCUAUUGAGCACAUGAAAGUGGCUGUUAGGGUCCUGAAAGGGGAAGGUGGACCAGGCUUUUUGCUUCCCUGAGAAGUACCUCAGAGCCUUAGCUCUGACCAACCUGCUGCUACCCCUAAGUCUUCCUCCCACCUCCUGCUCCUCCUUUGACCCACAUUUGGAGCAUUCUGUAAGCCUGGGGCUACCCUGCACCUUAUUGUGUCUGGCCUUGGGUCCCAGCUGUACUGGACCAGUGGGCUUGUCUGGGAGUGGGAGGCUUCACUCUGCCUUAGGAGACACCUGUGCUUAGGAAAUGCCUGUGGCCCUCUAGCUGUUCUGUAAGCUGCUGUGCAGCCUCCUUCUUGCUCACCAACCCCUUCCACAUUUCCUGGCUUGACUGAAGUGCAUUUCAAAGCCAAGUAUCUACCCUGUGGUCCAGCUUCUAGUUUGCUUGCGGAUACAGCAGGUCUCCCAUGGCAUCUGCAGGGGUCCUUGGUGGCUGUGCAUUAGCAAAACAUACAUAUGAAGGAGGUGGAGGUGAGAUGCUGAGAAAGAUGUUUUUGGUCCAGUGGAAGGCAACAACUGUCUCUUAAUGGCAAGGUCAUGAGUUCACUCAGAACACCUCAGGAGGGUAGUAUGGAUGAUGUCAGUCUUCUGCCAGCAUAAAGUGGAUGAACCCCACAAUGGGGUUUCCCACAGCGCAGUUGCCAACUCCAGGCCAACUCAGAAAUGAGGAAAGUAGCCACCUGUUCCCAGAUUCUUGACCACAUUGGGGGGUGGGGCCAUUGGAGAAUGUCUCUUGAGGAAGUGAGCUCCUGUGCUAGGUAUUCCUCUGGGUUUUAUUUGGUUCCAGCCCUGUCCUUCGUCUUUCACCGGUCCCUGCUGUUUGGCCUCCCCACGUGGUCAGGGCAGGGGUGUCGUGGGAGAGGUUCUGACCUGAAGCCAGGGUUUUGCUUGUGUCUGCUCCACACCACACAUUGCAGAGUGCAGCAGGCAGGCAGGCAGAGAGCAGGCUCAGCUCUGCUCUGCCGCUUGUCUUCCUAUUCAAACUCCUGUCUAUAAAGAGCUUGUUCUUCAUGUUUUGAGCACUUUAUGAAGAAUAAAAAGUUCGUGUACCACA